AUGGCAUCAGGAGCCCAUCCAUCGCUGCCUAAUGAGCUCUGGAUCCAGGUCAAUACAGCAUUCAAAGAAGCAGCCGAGUCCAUAGUCCGCGAGACACAAUUGCCAGAAUUUUUGCUAUACUUCGAGCUAGGAAGAGAAAACAUCGAGGGCCCUCCUCAUUUAGUAGUCAUCGAUCGGGCUGUGAACGAUGGCCCAAUACCAGGCCUAUCCGUGAACUACAAGGACUUCGAAUUGAGCUGCAACUGGCAGAAGCUAUUUGUUUCUUUCUAUGCCGAGGAGUUCCUCUAUCGUGCCAUCAUGCCAAGAACACGGGAGAAGCGGAAGCCACUCUUAGCAGACGUGCAAGUGAAGGCCGCAAGAAGAGAGGUUUGUCCUCGCUAUCUGACGACGAAGGAGAUUAGAAAGUUUGUAAAGGAUUCUCAAACUGCCAGAAAGAUGGCCCGCAGGGCUCGUAUACGGGGGCAGUUCAAGGAAUACUAUGGUACAGAAUGGGACUUUGAUCGUGAUGGAGACCCAGCUGUGGAAAAGAAGUGCCUUAUAAUUAUCGAGAACAUGAGGCAUCCGGCCUACAUCGAGGAUUCGAGUGACGAUGCAAUCUAG
Molecule: messenger RNA, 600 nt
Organism: Drepanopeziza brunnea f. sp. 'multigermtubi' MB_m1
Lineage: Eukaryota; Fungi; Ascomycota; Leotiomycetes; Helotiales; Drepanopezizaceae
Source: RefSeq, a predicted model, not a curated record